AUGCCCUGGCGGCCUCUGCCUCGCAUUGCUUUUGCCGUGGCCAUCUAUCCCUUCCAGCCUUCUACUCCGGCAGAUUUACCCCUCGAGCUCGGCGAUGAAUUGUACAUAAUUGAGCAAGGAGGCGCUGAUGGAGAAUGGUGUCGCGGCUAUCUGGUCGCUCCGCCGUCGCUGCUGGCGGGACUGACCAGCACCAAGGGACAAACACUAGAGGCGAGGGUCUUUUCAGGCAUCUUUCCACGGAACUGUGUCGAGAUUCGCGAGGUCUUGGGCGACGGGGAGAGGACUAUAACCAAUGGAGACCGGUCGAGCAUGGUCUUAACGCCUGGUACUGAGGGAGAUGUGCGAGACAGCAUCACUUCCUACCACGACGAUGAGGGCCCGCUUGGGGAAGUUUCCGAUGUGGUGAUUGCGAAGAAAGGCAAGCCGUCGCAGAUCUUCAUCCACAAACUCGACGAUGACGAUCAGUCGAGUCCACGCUCACUUGUGAGCCAUAUCCUCGGCGCAGUCUCGGUGCCUUCGACACCUGUCAUUGUGGCUCCGCGAGACCCGAACGCACCCAAACCGGCCGCACCAGUGCCGAUGCUCAAAAUCGGGGAUGAAACGCCCACGUCGCUUUCGGAACCGCUCGUCGAUGAGAUCGCAUCCUGCCUGCGCGAAUGGCAUUCGACCAAUCUACACCAAUUGCUACUGUCCCGCCAGUACGAAACCGUGGAGGAAAUGUCGAAAAUCGUACAAGAACUCGACCUCGCAAGGCGACAACUUCAAUACAAUGUGCUCACGGCCAAGGAGAAGGUUCAGUUGCGACAGGAGGUAGUGUGGAAGCUGGUUCAGGGUAAUAAAACGUUGGGCGGAGAAGUCAUUGUCAGAGAUCCCCUGCAAAGGGGUCGUUUGCUCACGGGUGACGAUUCUGCGGUGCAAUUGACCAAGUUACAAUCCGAAAUGAGUAUGCUCGAUAGUACUCCCGCACAUCAGUCAGACGCGGCUUCUCUGCAUCAUCUGCUGUUGGAAGUGAAUGCUGUGUCUGGCCAUGCGCCUGGGCCCGUGACACUGGCACUUUAUUUGUGUUCACAGUCGGAGACUGGCGCUCUGACUCCACUGUCAGAGACCUACCUCCUCGACAUUCCUUCCCCCGACAAAUUCGCAAAUUUGGGCCAGAGUAGCAAACUCAAGACUCUCUUUACCAACAUGAGCAACACGGAUUUUGGCGAUGAUACUUCAAACGGUCCAAAGCUGUAUUUGAUCGUGGCCGUUCGAGCAUCGGAAACCGCCUCUGUGGCCAGCGCCGCAGCUCAAUCAAGAUCUUCACUCUCGCGCGACGGCUCCACGAUCAGCAGAACCCCCACUGUAGCCAACCACGCGGCGAAGAACAGUCUGAAAUCCCGUCGCAGUAUGAUGUGGACAUCAAAGCGCGGCGCGACAAGCACCGAAGUGCUAAAAGAAGCUAGCAAAGGACCCCCUCGGUCUUCGGAGAGUGUCUCAAGCAAUAAGGAACGGGCCAGUGGUGGCCAACCUACAAAAGAGCCAACCCAUAUUCGGACAUUAGGGAUCGGCUUCCUGGAAGUCUCCCAAACCUUACGCUCGGAAAAAGAUGCAGAGGAAGUGAUCAACAUUUGGUCUCCAUCUGGCGAUAGCGAUGAGAAGGAAGGACGCGCCGACAAUUUCGACAGCGUCGUUCGCACCCUACUCCCAAGUUCGACUGGCAAGUAUGUUCGAUCUCAGCCAGCUGCUCGGCUCCAUCUUCAUCUUUCUCCGCACACCAAUCCCGACGCAGAUGCCUUGGUCCGAAAGAAUCCUACGACCAUGCUGAACGUCACCCAAACCCGACGCAUCGGCUUUUCUCAAGCCCCGACUAAACCCAGAUCUGAUAUAUACGUCACUAUCUCUCACGCCACUUUCCCUGAUGAUGCCCUUCUCUCCCAUCCCCAGUCAGGCCAAGUCCCUGUACCGACGCUCACUGGCCUUCGUAAUCUGCAACUGACUCUUGAGGUCCGGACCUCGUCAGGAGCACGCGUUGACCGCUGCGUUUUUCCUGCAUCUAACCAGCCUUCACAGACCGCAUGGCGGACCACGGUAGCUGAACGAGGCGCGCCGUGGAAUCAGACAAUUCGGCUUAACAUCCCGACAGACCAGAUCCCAGGAUCGCAUCUAAUAAUGAGUAUCGCAGAUGCCCCGGAAUUCCCCUUUGCUCUGGCCUGGAUGCCUUUGUGGGACAACAAGGCUUUCAUGCGAGAUGGCCCUCAUUCACUUCUGCUGCAUGCUUACGACAAGUGUACCUCGAGUAUUGAAAACGGGAAGGGCGCUUAUUUGUCUCUCCCGUGGAGCUCACUUGGUAAGAAUGAGUCAGCAAAGGACGAAGCUAUCACAGGACCCUUGGCUACAUUGCGCCUGGACACGCACUUGUGCAGCACCGAAUACUCCCAGGACCAAGUGAUACUCAGUCUUUUAAACUGGAAAGAGCGACCUGUCGAUGAAGUUCUGGACACUCUGAAGCGGGUACUCUUCGUGCCAGAAAUUGAAAUCGUGAAGCAACUCAGCAGUGUCUUGGAUUCUUUAUUUGGGAUAUUGGUUGAGAACGCUGGAAAUGAAGAGUAUGAGGACUUGAUCUUCAACAACUUGGUGACGGUUCUGGGCAUCGUGCAUGACCGACGGUUCAACCUUGGCCCGCUCGUUGACCACUAUGCUGAAAAUCAAUUUAACUUCCCUUUUGCCACGCCGUGUCUUGUCAGAAGCUAUUCGCGCCUUCUUCUGGCCAACUCUGAUCCACAACAGUCGCGCAAUUUGCGCGCCAUGUUCAAGGUGGGCCGACAUGUUCUGAAGUUCAUCAUCAAUGCCCGACAACAGCAGAAGGCCAAGGAAGAAGGCAUUGGAAUUACCCGAGUUCAGUCAACCUUCAAUCGCGACUUGCAUACCAUUUUCAAAUCACUUGAAGCUCUUAUGAAGGACACGUCACCCGCGACGGUAGGCAGCAAAACGCUCGUGGUCCAGCAUUUUCACACAUGGUUGCCUGAACUAUCUAAAGUCCUCGGACGAGAUGAGACGAUCAUGAUUGCGCUCAGUUUCAUGGAUGCCUGUAAAGAUGUCAAAGGGAUGCUGAUCCUGUACAAGCUCGUUCUCAUUCAACAUUACACCCGCCUCGAGAUUUUCAGCUCCGGCUCGGAGAGACGGAGCCUGAUCUCCAGCUGCAUCAGCUGGUUGGCUCCGUACUGGGGUGCGACAGGGGCUGUAUCUGACCUGUAUCGCGACCAAGUACGCUUGUGCUGCGCGGUGGUCGCGGAGUUGUUGAAGCAGCCUGAUUCUCUUAUUUAUGAGUUCAUGCCAAAGAUCGUUUCAUCAUACUAUUCUAUUAUACCCGAUGGGGUGGAAGAAACCAGCUACCUCUCCUUACUUUUCAGCAAAACGUUCCCGUUCCAAGUCAAGUCCUCGAAACACUCGCAGCGGUUCGAUGAGGCCUUGGUUGAACUUUCUGCGAUCAUGGCCGCUACGGCAGCGGUGCCCAACCCCAAACGGCCCCGGUUGAAGGGCUUAGAGCUGUCUGCUUUCCUCUCCCAGGCGUUCGAGGUUCAUACCUCGAUACUGAACUGUGAGGCUUACCCUGAAAGCUGGCUAAGCGUGCACGUUUACAACCACCGCGCGACAGUCAAGAGUCUCGAAUUCCUUGCAGGAAUCCUCAUCAAGAAAUUUCUUCCAGCUCCGGAAGAGGCUGAGACUUUCGACACAAGACUCUGGGAGAAUUUCUUCAUGACUCUGCUCAAGGUCGUUUCGAGCGAGGCGCUCGCUCUCGAGACCUAUCCAGAGCAGAAGCGACGUGCCAUCUGGAAAAUUGCCGGCGAUGUUCGAGAACAAGGCGCGGAUCUACUACAUUCCAGCUGGGAAGCCAUCGGAUGGGAGACUACCGACGAGGAGAGUGAGCGCUACGGUUUGAGUAAGCUGGGCGGCUACCAAGUGCAAUAUGUCCCCGGACUGGUGGCACCCAUUAUCGAACUUUGUCUCAGUGUGCAUGAGGGGUUGCGACAUGUUGCUGUCGAAAUCUUGCGGACGAUGAUUCUGAGCGAAUGGGGGCUUAACCAGGAUUUGUCCAUCAUCGAGACGGAGGUCAUUUCCAGCCUUGAUAACCUAUUCAAACGGAAGAAUAUGAGUGGAAGCGUGGUGCAAAAGUUGUUCAUCCAAGAAUUGAUGGAUCAUUUUGAGGGCUACUCUGUGUUCGAUGAGGAUCUCUCCGAAGCAGUCGGUGCUUUGAUUGCUACGGUGGAUGAGCUUCUGGAUCUCUUUGUAGCCUCACAAGGUGGAUCGAUGGCCGAGAGUCUGCAUACUCUUCGAUUGAUGAAGUAUAUGAAAGACAUGGGCCGAGAGGAUAUCUUCAUACGCUACGUGCACGAACUGGCUCAAGUUCAAGCUGCCGCAGGCAACCUCACUGAAGCUGGCCUGGCGCUUCAAUUCCAUGCCGACUUAUAUGACUGGGAUCCAAGACGGACACUGCCGGAGCUGCUCAAUCCUGCUUUUCCUGAGCAAACAUCAUUCGAAAGAAAGGAGUCGCUGUACUUCUCGAUUAUUCAGUACUUCGAGGACGCCAAAGCUUGGUCGCACGCGCUGGUGUGUUACAAGGAGCUCACGCAGCAGUACGAAGACACGACUAUGGAUUUUGCCAAGCUUUCAAGGGCCCAGAGCUCCAUGGCCAAAAUCUACGACCACAUUGCGAAGCAAGACAAGCAGAUCCCGCGAUAUUUCCGUGUGUUGUACAAAGGACUCGGCUUCCCACCUACUCUCCGUGACAAGGAAUUCAUCGUCGAAGGUGCUCCGAACGAACGGAUGGCGUUCUUUGUGGACCGUAUGCAGAAGGAGCAUCCAGCGGCGCAGAUUAUGUCGUCGGGUGAGAUUCGAGACUACGAGGGCCAAUUCCUGCAAAUCAGCUCUGUCAGCAUCUACCGGGAUGUGGAUCAUCCAGUCUACCAGCGGUCCAAGGUUCCGCAGUCAGUCAGAGAUCAUUUGCUGGUUUCUGAGCCUUGCCAGUUCACAACAACGCUGAGGAGACAUGUGCGCGACACGGAUGUGACGCAACAGUGGGUGGAGAAGCUCAUUUACACUACCGCAGAACCCUUCCCCAACAUUUUGCGUCGCAGCGAAGUGGUGGAGGUGAAAGAAGUCUCGCUGUCGCCGUUGCAGAGCGCUCUGGAACGGACUUGGCGCAAGACUCAGGAGCUGACGUUGCUACAGCGGCGGGCUGCAUCUGGUGAGGACACUAGCCUGAAUAACCUUACGGAAGCAGUGCAGCAAUUACUAGAUCUCAAUGCAGCCACUCCGAACUGCGUUGCGUCCUACCGGCAGUUUUUGUCCGAUGUGCCAGACGAGGACGAGGGUGGACUGGUGACACCCAAACCCGCAGAUCCGAUGAAGAACGCACUGGCAGUAGCUCUCAUCGACCAUGCGUUGGCGAUCAAGCAUGCCCUGGCGCUGUACCACCGUCCGGCCCACCAAGCCACGCAAGCGGAGUUGAUGCGUCGGUUCGAGGAGGCAUUUGCGCCGGAAAUUGCCUCACUCCGUCCAGUCGAGCCUGAAACUCCUCCCAGAUCCCCACGCAAGUCAGCCAACUCGGUGGAAGGGCGCCAGAAGCCGUCUAGCUCGCGAGCCUUGAGCCCGGAGCAGGAGUUGAUUCGCUCCUCGCGCAAGACACAUGGUCGUAAGCACUCCGCGAAGCAAUCAGUCAGCCAUCGGAUUAGUGUCAUGAACCCUUUCAAGCGGACCAACCAUGCGGCAAGCAACUCGGUGACUACAGUACAGGAGGAGCCGAAGAAGCAACCAGGCCAUGAUGAUGCGGCCACGAUUCACAGUCGCACUACGAUCCAAUCGCGCGAUACUCAGACCAAGCGACGGAGCCUCUUUGGCGAAGUACUGCACAAGCACGGCUCAUCCCUGUCCAUCAGCAGCAAUGCUCCCGAAGAGACCCAGAGCCAGAAGGAACAACGGUCAAGAAGUGCUUCUCGGGACACUGUUGCCAUCUCACAAGAUUCCGUCAGCCGCACGACCUCUCGUACCAACGGAACUGUUGAAGGGCGUCCCUCGGUGAGCGGUCCGAAGACUGGGGGAUGGUCGACUAUUCCUUCCAUCAGUGACUACCCACGGCCCGUGACGCGGAGCAGCAUGGCAUCUGUGCGCAGUCCAGAGAUCACCAGCCCGACAGGACAUAGUAACGGGCACAGCAAUGGCCAUGGUCAUGGCCAUGGGAAGCGCGAUUCGAUGAUGAAGCGAUUCAGUCUGCUCAAGGGCGUCAGUCGAAAGGGCAGCCGUCAUGACUUCAAAACGGAAACUCCGCUGCGGGAGGAGUGA
Aspergillus japonicus CBS 114.51 is the source of this 6321-nucleotide messenger RNA. RefSeq names its product guanine nucleotide exchange factor DCK1. Lineage: Eukaryota; Fungi; Ascomycota; Eurotiomycetes; Eurotiales; Aspergillaceae. Gene Ontology annotation, cellular component: plasma membrane; cytoplasm. Gene Ontology annotation, molecular function: guanyl-nucleotide exchange factor activity; small GTPase binding. Bases 1 to 6321 code for a protein of 2106 amino acids. The record is from RefSeq and is a predicted model, not a curated record. Gene Ontology annotation, biological process: small GTPase-mediated signal transduction. The transcript has 2 exons.